AAAAGAAUAAAAAUAAAAAGAAUGUACUUCUAGUGCACAGUUCAUUAUGGCAGUGCUGGGGGAGAGGAGAUGUGAAUUAUAUGCGCGGAGGCACCUAAAAUGACAGGCCAAUCGCUUGUGUGCUUAUUGUCUGCAUGGAAAGGAAUCCCUGUGAAACCAACAGGCCUCAGCUCCAGGCAGGGCUGGGAAAGAAGACGCCUCUGCCUGAAACCUCGAAGAGCCGCUGCCAGUCAGAGCAGAUAUACUGAGCUAGACGGGCCAAGGGUCUGACUUACUCGGUAGAUGACAGCUUCCGAGGUUCCUAUGGUGCAAAAUCCAGGGGGGAAGAGUCUCCCUCUCCCUCUCCCUGCCUGUGUGGGAGGAUUGCCAGGCCUUCCAUUGGCCCGGAAUAUACAGAGGAGGCCCAACGGUCAGGAGUGGCAGUUGAACAGCGGCCCUGGAACAAGGCAGGCCUGGGGGGCAGAAGAGAAAAUCCUGUGCUGCCUGCCCCAGGGGCAUGGUGCUGGACCAGCAACUGACCAGCCUCCUUCAAGCACCAUGCAGCCCUACGUGCCGCCUGAAAGCGCAUCAAGGGCUCCCCCAGCUCCUGUGCAUGUCUACAUUCAGAACCCUGUGGUCUUUGGGGCCAACCCUGUCUAUAUGCGUUGCCCGUAUUGCGGCCAGAUCAUCAUGACACACGUGUUCUACAACGCAGGGCUCUUGACCUGGAUGGCUGCUGGAUUCUUGUGCCUGGUCGGAGAGCAGAGGCAUGGUGCUCAGCCACUGAUGAUGGAAACCAGGCAGCCUCCCGAAAACCCAUUGCAGAAGUACUUUGCACCGCCUGAAAUAAAGCCAGGAUCUGCCCCAGGUCAGCAACAUAAUUUCAAGUUGACAUCUCCAGGCUGCUGGGUGAGCACUGAGUUCUGCUGCUGCUCGGUUUUCCAUUCCAGUUUUGUUUUGGUGAGAGGAGACUACGAAGAACACAAUAAAUGGAGAAUUCCCAUCCCUGUGAGGCACUGCAGUUUCUUCUGAAGACAGCAACAGCACACAAGAGGAGAGGUGGGUGGGGUCGUUCGGGAAAAGCUUUGCCUGAGGCUGGAACUGGUAACAGCAGUGAUGUCUUUAGGCCAACUCUUUCACUCAAUUGUUUUAAGAAACAAGAAACAGAACACAGGGUGUCCAGGGUGAAGCUGUUGAAGUGUCAGAUUCCCCCAGCUUUCCGGUGCCACCCAUACAUUCUCGUCUCUGCUCCCAACAGAAGCCAGAUCCACUGAAGUUGCUUUGGCCAAAGAAACAUACACUUUAAAUCUGACAAGUGUGUUGAUCAUCAAGUGAGGGGGAACGUUCCUGUCCCCAAAAAUCUCUCUUACGGCACAAAAGACUGCACCAUGCUUCUGCAGUUCCUCCCAUGAAAAUGCCGGCUGUUGAAUGGGAAAUGAAGGUUGCAUCUUCAAAAGCUUUUUGCACAAAAGUAAAAUGGAACAAAGGGGGGGGGGUGAAGCCACCUUUCCCCAGAGGACUCAAAACAGCCGACUCCUACAGUGUGCAGGAUUUUGGAGCCUCAGAUAAGAAGGGCUGUUACACACAACCCACCCCCUUGCUACCAUUUGCUUAGAUCUUAAAGGGAUAAAGGAGACUGCAUUGACUAUGCUCUGCUUCCUCUGUCCCGCAGCACACGCGAUUUUUGAAGUGGAAUCCUUUGGCCUGAGCGUCACAGCCAGGGGUUCUGAUGGAAACCGCCAUCCCAAUCGCUUUGUGCGCAUGAGUCCGUCUUCUCCUGUACAACACCCCCAACGGAAGGAGCCUCCGGCUUCACAUUAAACCAAGCCAGAAUCUUUA
Messenger RNA from Hemicordylus capensis (graceful crag lizard), 1818 nucleotides. RefSeq lists its product as uncharacterized. Lineage: Eukaryota; Metazoa; Chordata; Lepidosauria; Squamata; Cordylidae. Bases 283 to 1011 code for a protein of 242 amino acids. The record is from RefSeq and is a predicted model, not a curated record. The transcript has 5 exons.